Messenger RNA from Heterotrigona itama, 2242 nucleotides. Lineage: Eukaryota; Metazoa; Arthropoda; Insecta; Hymenoptera; Apidae. The record is from the annotation of a GenBank genome assembly.
AUGUACAAACAUUUAGCUACACGAGUUGCGGAACGUAUAUCUCCACAUGGUGUUCUCUUUAUACCGAAGCAAAUAAUCGUGCAGCGGUCAAUGCGUUUGUGUUCUUUUUGCAACUUUCACCACGGAAAGAUGUCGAAAUGUACGUUUGUACGAUUUAAUUUACAAUGAGGACGCAUUUUUUUUUUAGAAUUUCUGUCACUUAACCUAUUAGCUGCGGCAAGAAUGACGAGUACACUCGUCACGGAGAAGUGGCAGUGUUUUUAUAUUACGACAAGUAUACUCGUCGUCUCUUUAUUUUUGCGAUGCAGCUUAAGUAUACACUUUUAAAACAGGGCAAUACUAACAAUAAAUAACUAACAGGUUAAAGCCUUGUAUUACUUAUCACAUUAUCGCAUCAAGUCAACGUGACAAUGUGUAAAAUUUACUAAAUACUAAAAUAUUUAUAAGCUUGUAAAUAUUUUGUUUAUAAGUAUUUAUGAGUUAUAACACUAAAAUAUUUAAAGGAGAAUUCAAACGGUAUAUAAUGUUUUCUCUUUUGUAUAAUAUUUAUAUUAAAUAAACAAGUACACGUGAAAGCUUGCAGCUUCUCCCAUGUAAUUAUUUCUGCGGUGAUUAUUUUGUAAUAUUUUUGUUUUUAUCUGGCCAAGAUCAGAUUUAACAGUAUAGUUAACAGAUUUUAUUAUUAUUAUUGUCAUUGUUAUGUUGUUUCAUGCGAAAACUAAUUUUUUUUUUCUAAAACUCAGUGGUUCGAACAGAAAAGAAAAUUUUGAUAAUAUUCCAGAAAUCAUUCUUUUGAAAUAAGCUGUUUUGUGUGCACUGUUUUGCGAUAUUGUGAAGUAUGAUUUGUAAGAAGGUUUUCAACGUAAUAUCAAAAAGUAUUUGUGAUUUUUGUUUCAUAAUGAGGGUACACAGAAAAAGUUCAUACUAUUUAUUUACAUGAAAUAAAAAAUGUAAGAUUUAAUCCCUGACAGUGCAAGACGAUAUAAGCAAAGUGAAAAUCAUAUUGACAAGUAAUUCCAAAAGUUAACUUCAAUUCGAUUAUUUAUAUUCCUUGAUGCAAGAAUAUUGAUUUUGCUUUUUAUAUUAAUUCAAUUUUUUAUAUUCUUCCUUUAUUAUUGAAUUAUUUGUUUUAAUUAAUAGUAUAGGAUUAUAUACUAAAGAAAUACGUGCAAAUAAGAAUUACAUAUAUACAUAAUGUUCUAGGAUUUAAUAGUCAAACUUUAAUAUAUUCUGUGGAUAAGAAUAAGCAAAAAUUAUUAUAUAAACAUAAAGUUUUUGUAAGAUUAUAUUAAAAAUACAAAAUUUAUUUGAAUUUAAUGAAUAUUUGACAUAGUAUUCUAUAUUUGCUUCUAAACACCAUUUAAUAUUUACUGAACAUAUUUAAUUAUCAUAAAAUAUAAAAUAUCAAUUUAAUAUUUUACAUUUAUGUAUAGGUACCUUUCAAUUGUUUUUGUUAAUAUAUUUUAUGAAUAUAAUUCAUUCUAUUUGUAGCUAUAAAACAUCAUCAGCUUCGUACUUAUAAUACAACAGUAAAUAUAUUAGAUCAUUUACCAAUAAAGAAAAAAGUCAAGCGAAAAACAAAAAAAUAUGCCGAAUUGUUAGCAGUAACAAAUAAUGCAGCAAGUAAUAAGAGGACUGAAGUUCAAAAAUUAACAGCAUCUGAUCUUUCUACAUUUGUUGAUGAUUCUGACAUUUCCGCAAACAAACUAUGUGACAAUAAAAAUUGUACUCUUGAGCAACAAUUGAAUUCAAAUUAUAUAAAUGAGAACUAUUAUAAUUUUUGUGAUACUGAAAUUUAUUUAAAUACUGUAAGUUGCCCUAAUUUAUUUCUUAUUGAUUCAAAUUAUUUUUAGCUAUUUAAAAAUUUAAAGCUAUAAAAAUUUAAAGCUAAAAAUUUAAAAAUAUAUAGAAAUUUGAAUAUUGAUAAAAAUAAAUUGAAUUGAUUUGACAAAAUAAUUUGUUUCGGUAAGUCGAAUAUAUUAAUUUAGUUUAAUAAUAAAUUUUGUUGUAAAAAGUGAGUAUUUAAAAGAUUCUUAUUAUUUAAAUAUUAUAAUGUAACAAGAUUAUACAUUUCUUAUUUUAUAAUUCAUUAACAGGAAAAAAAUGUAAAUAUAGUUAAUGAAAAAGAAAUGAAAGAUUGCGAAAAAUUUCAUAACAAAAGAGAAGACUUUAAUAACUUGAAUAUUGACAAUGAAAUUAAAAAUAAUAUUCUACAAAGAAAUCCUUCGCUUUAUAUUGCUGA